CAAGAUAGGCACAAAGGUGUGGUCCAGCGCCUACCCCGCCCCUUAUCUGGGCGGAAGCUGAGGGUUGCCGGAAGUUGUGAAGCGGCAGCCUAUGCGGCGGCGCGGUGAGAUCGAAAUGGCCACCGAGGGAGACGUGGAGCUGGAGUUAGAGACCGAGACCAGUGGCCCGGAGCGGCCUCCCGAGAAGCCAAGGAAACAUGACAGUGGUGCUGCUGACCUAGAGCGAGUUACUGACUAUGCGGAGGAGAAGGAGAUCCAGAGUUCGAAUCUUGAGACGGCUAUGUCCGUCAUUGGAGACAGACGGUCCAGGGAGCAAAAGGCCAAACAGGAACGGGAGAAGGAACUGGCAAAGGUCACUAUCAAGAAGGAAGAUCUGGAGUUGAUAAUGACAGAAAUGGAGAUCUCUCGAGCAGCAGCAGAAAGAAGCUUGAGGGAACACAUGGGCAAUGUAGUGGAGGCUCUUAUUGCCCUAACCAACUGAUAAUGUGCUUUUUUUAGACAUUUUGGACUGAUUGACUGAAAUAAAGUGUUCUGUUUUGCUGGGUU
This is a messenger RNA of Arvicanthis niloticus (Nile rat), 546 nucleotides long. RefSeq names its product huntingtin interacting protein K (gene Hypk). Gene Ontology annotation, biological process: protein stabilization; negative regulation of apoptotic process. NCBI's taxonomy places the organism in Eukaryota, Metazoa, Chordata, Mammalia, Rodentia, Muridae. The record is from RefSeq and is a predicted model, not a curated record.